ACCGACGCUCAACCCAGUGCUUUUCUACAUACAACUCGGGCAAUAUGUGAUCGUUUUGUCCUGCCGCACGCUUGAAUGUGUCCGUGCUUCACAAAGCUCUUUCGUGGAAGUGCAUUACUUCCAAGCCUAACCGGAUGAUGGACAGAAAUUAUCCGAGUUCUAGCUUCGCAGAGCCGUUGGCCCCUCCAGUCCAGACCGCAGGCUGGGCCUACGAGCGCACCACCGCAUGCAUCAAACCAAGCUCCAAUUACAGUGCUACACCCAUGGAGACGGAGCUUCUCCAUCGGCAAACCUACGCCUCCAGUCAUACGGUGCCAACCUAUAGCACAUCUCACCACCCUGCAGGUCUGUCUGGCAUCUUUGAUGCCGGUCUGCACAAUGUUGGAAGCAGCACUACUGAAUCGUCGGUUGUGAAUUUCCUCUCUUCCAUCGACACCCGAGGCCUUCAGGCUGGACCUGCAGCUACAUCUCUCCUCCCCCAGUUUAGGACACCGACAUGGCAGACCAGUACAAAUUCCUCAACUGAACUCUUUCUCACCGGAGCCCUUCCUUCUUCUGGAACGUUCCCCACUCCAUCAGCUCUGUCAUCCUACCAGCAUCCCAGCACUUUUUCCACUAGGAGUUUUUCUACAACCUCAGCACUAACAGUUCAGGAUGCCGCAUUUAGCCCUUCAAAUGGCCUGCUGUCCCCUAAUGACCCUCUGCUUCAGAUCAAACCCUCCCAGAGCACAGUGUCAGCUCUAACUUUCGACCGCAUAGGUGGUGCCUCACUGGGCGCUGGCCUCCCACCUCAGUCAUCCACAUAUCGCUCAGCCCAGGAAUCUGCCCCCCACCUCCUGCAGCCUCAGUUUAGCCUGCUUCCCUCUGCUUUGGGCAGCUCUCAGCAGGCAUCUCAGCCUUAUGGAGCACCGGUAUUCUCUGGUUCUGUCGAACGAGCACUUCAGCGGGAAUGUAGUGUCAUCAAGCACUACCAGCGGCCUUCCAGCACCCAGCCAGUCCAGGAGCAUGUUCCUGGUAGCACACAGCACUCUCUUCAAGGUGGUUAUCUGCCUGACAGCUCUGACACCUCCUACCAGCAGGAUCCAUCUCGACACACCCCUGUCCCCAGCAGUCCCGCCAGAGACAACACUCAGGCCAUUAACGGCAGUGCUCAGCAGAAUCCGGCUCCAACACAGCUGCAGCAAACACAGGCCCCGUCCUCCUCUGUCCCUUCCCCGGGGUUUUCCUCCUCGUCUGGAGUGAAAGCCAAAGACGGUUCUUCCAAAACAACAGAGCAUCCUGGGGAGAGUGCUGAGCUGCAUGGCCAGCCAGGCUCCUCAGGCAUGCAGCAGCAGCAGAGCUAUCCUUCCUCAGGCCAAAAGAAGAGCUCUGUGAUAGCUAGCCAAGCACAGGCAUACACUUCCGCACAGCUGCCCAGCCUGAUGCCCAUUGGCCCAUCCCAGACCUACAUCACUUCUCAAAGUCUGAUGAGCAACCUCAGCCAACCACAGUCCUUCUCUCCCGGUCAGCCCGAGAAGCUGCCUUCCAUAUACCGGACUUUACCAUCAUUCGCUAGUCAGUCAGAAAACGAGACAUCUGUCAGCCAGUCUCUAAUUUACUCUUCUGGUCAGCAGCAGGUCUCAUCUUCUGCAGCAAACCGGGGGGAAUUCGAUACACAGGUUCAAGGACUUUGCUUGGGUAAUCCCUCUCAAAAUUACUCUUCCAGCCACACUCAGGGUCUGCCAGCUGUCAGCUACUAUGCCCAGGGGACGGCAUCUGCUAGUCCAUCCCAGAGCUACACAUCAGGUCAUUCUCUCAAUUCAAGUCCUACCUUUCCCACUUCCCGGGCUCAUGGUUUACCAGCCACUAACUCCACCCAGGAUUACGCCCUAAUGCAGCCUUCUUCAGGCAUCAAAACUGAUGGUCUGCUUUUACAGCAGCCCCAGAAAUACCUGCUGUCAGUCCAGUCCCAGACAUCCUCCACUGCCACUUAUACACAAGCCUUACAGAGCAGCCAGGCCUCAGAGGAACUGAAACCAUCUUACGGCAAACGGAAACAAGAUGAGAGUGUGUUCCUUUCCUCUAAAGAGGGCUGUGGAGAGCUGCCUCUUCAAGAUGUGCAGGCAUUACAGCAGGCCUCUAUGGGGAGUUCUGCACAGACUCUCACAAACAGUGAUAUUGGAGUACAGAGCAAUGUUGUAUAUGUUGUCUCAAAAAUGGAUGACAGGCACAAUAUGCAGAGCGUGAUCCGCAGUAACUCUCGAACAGACGAUCAGCUAAUAGGUCUAACACAGAUGUCGUCCAUCAAAGAUGAAAGAAUCAAUACUUUAGGAGAACAUGCACAACUGGUUAGCAGUGCCCACACUCAUGUAACCUCUGGCCCAAAAAAUAAUUCCACAUUAAUGCAGUCCUCCCAUGUGACUUUGAGUACAGACCAGCUGAAACAACAAGCUCUGCUUCUCAAAGCCCCAAGUGGUCAUCAAGAAGGCCAUCAAACUCAGAGCAACCGGAUUCAGCAGACCGAAAGCAGACAGGUGUCUCAGGACCACGCACAGUUUGUUCGAGUUCCAAAUGCCCAAGUUGUGCUGGAACCCUCACAGAUGAUCCUUCUCCAGCAGACUUUGCUCCAUACAGCACCCAACCAGUCCAAGCCAGCCGUGCAGAUGCAGCCUGUCCCAGUUCAGUAUCUGCAUAUGAACAAUGAAAUUGUAAAUUCUGCAGUCAGUGCACGUGGGAACCAACAGCACCAGACCCACCAAAUUGCACAGUCCUCAGAGCCCGCCAAACAGCACCUGGCAUCAAAAGAUAGUUUCAGCAGUCCGUCAAAUCAACAUGAUGCCAAGCAGCACUUUACAUUAAGCUCCAUCUGUUUCCCAGAGUCCAUGCUGAUGACAGAUGAGAGGAACAUUCUGUCCAACGUGGAUGAUAUCCUGGCAGCCACAGCAGCUGCUUGUGGAGUCACACCACAGGACUUUAAAUCCACUACGUCUGAAGGGGACUUGCCUUCGCUAUCCAACCCUGCGGACUCCAAGUGCCACUUUCAGUUAGUUGAGAACAGACAUGAAGCGAACAUUUUCUCUUCCCAGCACAUGAUAAUCGCCAAUGCACAGACCAUGACUUUAACUCUAAAUGGUGCUCAGCUCACUGAAGAUGUUCACAAAGAGGAAGAUGGACACCAAGGAUUUACAUUAGCAAACUCCCACAUGCAACAAGGUAACUCUAAGCAAGAAAUGUCUGAGAAGGUGACCAAUUCUCAUGAGAAACAUGAGGCAUUACCCAAGGGACACUGUGUAAACCCCAGCAAUGAGUCGUCUCUGAAUUCCAAUGAGGGCAGUAUCAACACCCCAACACAGAACCACUCGGAUUUUCACCUGGCCGGCCAGGAGUACAACCCUACUGGUUUUAUGAAAACAGAAAAUCUAUCGAAAUGUAAGAAUCACCUCAAGGGAAUGAAGAGUGUUAAGAUGGAGGACGGGCUGGUGGAAUGCUCCACUAAUGGCCUUCCCAAGAAGAAAGUCAGGACUAAGGGUUCUUAUAAACAAGCUGAAGAUGAAAAUGGCCAACCUAAAUUUCAGAAAAGAAGUAGCCAAGGAAAGCGACAGAACUCCAGAGGAAGUGAGACAGGUUCAUCCUCGACCUCUGAGGGGUGCCAUGAUGGCUACCAGCAGCAGGAAAGAAUGCGUCAGAAAAUAAGAGAGGUAGAAGAAAAGCAGCCGGAGGUGAAAACUGGCUUCAUUGGCUCAUUCCUGGAUUUCCUUAAAUCUGGUCCCAAGCAGCACUUCUCCUCUCCUCCAAUACGAUCGCCCAACCGCACAAGAAAGCCUUCGGUCUCCAAACGACCUUCGAAUUCAUUGUCUAUGCAUCCUAAAGUCUUGCCCCCUUCAUCACAACUGUUAUCGCCCGACACCCAUAAUGUUAAUUCUUCUAAAAGACUGGACGAGGAGUUUCAAAAAAAUCUGGAAACACUUCCGUCUUUCUCCUCUGAUGAAGAUGAAUCAGUUGGUAAAAACCAAGAUCUUCAAAAGAGCAUUAGUUCUGCCCUCUCCUCUUUAGAUGAGCCCUUAGAGAAGAAACAUAAUUCAGACAGCACAAUCUUAGGUGACAUCACAAAGCGAGAGGAGCUAUUAAUUGACCAGUCUACAGAUGCUCAGACCCAGCAACAGCAAAAAAACGUGCAGAAGGAGGUGUCUGCUGAGGAGCUGGCGAAGAACAUGCCUCCAGACAAACUGGCAGUUCGGCUGACGGCCGUAGCUAUCGAGGGCCUGACUGAUGAGGAGCUGUCAGACAGUGGGGGGGAGGGCAUGUACCGAGAACGGGACGAGUUUGUGGUGAAAAACGAGGACAUAGAAAGUCUGAAGCUCACGCUGAAGGCAGGGGUAGAGCCACCAGCAAUCUGGAAGGUGCAAAAAGCCCUGCUGCAGAAAUUCAUACCGGAGCUGAGAGACGGGAAGCGUGUGUUUUCAGCCACCAACAGUUAUCUGGGUUACUUUGGGGAUGCUAAGACCAUGUACCGGAGAGUGUAUGUCAAGUUUCUGGACACUGUGAACAAGCGGGAGUACGUGCGAGUGUGCACCAGGAAACCGAGGUGCAAGCCCAUGCAUUCCUUAAGAGGCUCUCAGAUGAAGGUCCUCAUGGCUCACAGGGCUUCUGUCUCAGCCACGUCCGACCCCUUCGUGCUUAAGUCCGGUGCGAAGCAAGGCUCGUCCCGACCCAGGUCCAGGCAGCCCAGAGCCAAAGCCGAACCGCCGCCGAAAAAGAGGAAGAAAUGGAAGGAGUUCCCAGCUUCUCCAUCAGAUUCGUCUCCAGAGGCUGGGAGUGAAGAUGACGAGUUUACGCCUCCGGUCCCAUUUGUCUCCCGCUUCUUGAACACAAGAACAAUGAAGGAGACCUUCAGGAGUUUUGUGGAGCUGCUGAUCAGUGUUGCUCUGGAUGCAGACGUCAUGAUCGCCCUGGAGAGGGAGAACGAUGAACUUCUGCUGCCACAUAUGAAGAGAGUGGACGGGAUGCUCACAGACAACAGACGGAGACUGCUUCCCAAACUGCGCCUCGGCCAGGUCUUCAAAAAUGCUUUAGACAGCUUUCCUGAGUUGUCCGUGGUGACCGAGUUGAAAACAGAUGGAGAGACUCCCACGUUUAAAGUCCGACUGAGUGGAAAGGCCUACAACAAGAAGACCAUGAAACCUUCUAAAUCCCCCAUCAUGCUACCCCUGGAGUACACAGUGGACCAGCAGAAAACCCACUGGUUCUCGCUCUAUCACUCACUGCAGCACUACAAGUACCACACAUAUCUGUUGUGUAUGGAGGAGGUUGCACUGUUGCGCUCCCAGGGUGUGGACCUGGGUCAGGAGGAGACCGUGCAGACGUGCCUGGGGAACAGAGCCUGGGUGGAGGGCCUGUUCACCCGCUUUGGGGAGCUUCUGACACAGGUGCAGCAGGCCUGCAUGUAGACAGCUCUGGGACGGGGGGUCAUGGGUCAUCACCCAUGGAUGGAUGGUUCCAGUUUGGGCUUCGUCGGCACUAUCCCCCUUUUGAAGCACUAACUGACAGGAUGGAGAACCAGCAUCAUGAGAAAAUGCUCAAAAUGAUGACAGAGUGGAUGUCUGUUCUUAGAACCAUAAAGACAUUGAAUCUUAAUUAUGGCCUUUUCAAAAGAUCAUGCUUUUUAAGGGAUUUGUGGUUUUAUAUAUAUAUAUAUAUAUAUAUAUAAAAAAAAUAUGGCCAAGCUAGAUAUAGAUGGGCUUUCUCAACAACCUACCAGUUUUCCCUCUCGAAACAAAAUGGACCAGGACCAUUCAUUCAUAUCACAUACAGAGCGCUUUACCUUGGAUAUUGAAACACUAAUUUAAAAAAACAGCCUACAUAUUGUUAUGUAAUUUGCGGUUUGGGUGCUUAUUAUUGUGUGUAUACACACAUACAUAGUUAUAUAUGUAAAACAUCCAUUUUUUACAAUGGAAUGCCAAAUUUCUAUAUGAUACUGUACAUUUUGUAAAGAGAGCUCUUUUGUCAAAUGAUUCUCCCAAGGAUGAAUUUGACUUAAUACAGAAUAUUUACCUAUUGUGCUUUUUAAACUCCUUUUGUUAUGACAAAGGUUAUAAAGUUGGAGUUGGUGCAAUUCUAAUACUGCUUUUGUGAUAAUUUGUUGUAAUAAAAAGCAUUUACUUAAACUAUUUUCUCUGAGGAAAAAUGUUUUUAUACUCUGUUUUCCCUCAAAACACUUUAUCUCAGCAACACAUGUAUUUUCACAGAAGGUAAUGUCAAGGUCAUUUGUUUCAUUACGUUCAUCUCUCUGUGGUACUUUUUGUUUGUUUUUUUAAGAGAAGCCCUAUAAAUUUAUAUGAAAAAUACACAUGUACUUUACAUUGUAUCAUAAGAGUGUUUCUGUACUGUAGAAUAUUACAAUUUUGCCAUGAUUUUACACAGCUUACUAUGCUGACAGCAUCAGAUUCAUUUUUUUUUUUUUUUUGCUUUUCAAGUGUAGCUGUGUUACAACCUGCAAUUAUUUUUCUGAUAUGUGAAGAAUAAAUUUCCUACUAAAUAAAA
Messenger RNA from Electrophorus electricus (electric eel), 6519 nucleotides. It is a transcript of the gene qser1, whose product is annotated as glutamine and serine rich 1. The record is from RefSeq and is a predicted model, not a curated record. NCBI's taxonomy places the organism in Eukaryota, Metazoa, Chordata, Actinopteri, Gymnotiformes, Gymnotidae.